Molecule: messenger RNA, 1467 nt
Organism: Spathaspora passalidarum NRRL Y-27907
Lineage: Eukaryota; Fungi; Ascomycota; Pichiomycetes; Serinales; Debaryomycetaceae
Gene: MSS51
Product: Mss51p
Exons: 1
Coding region: 603-1409 (268 amino acids)
Biological process (GO): mitochondrial respiratory chain complex IV assembly
Cellular component (GO): extrinsic component of mitochondrial inner membrane
Source: RefSeq, a predicted model, not a curated record
UGUUAUAAACGAAGAGGGAAAAAAAUCAAAAGCCGAGUGGAAAACUGGUGCUAGCAUCAAGGAUACACUUAACAAGGGUAGAGAUCUCAGGUACAAUUGGUUCAAAGCAAUCAAGAACAUAUAAAUAAUUGUCAAAAACAAUGAUAAGUGUGCGUAAUAUCGUCCCAGUGAUGUCCAGUGGACGUUUGUUGGCCCUUCCAAAACGACAAUUUUCACUUUGGAGUUUGUUGUCCAUGGAUCCACCAAAGGCUGAAAAGGAAAACAAAUUAUACAAAUGGGACGAGUCUCCUUAUGAAGACAUUCGUACUCGUGCAGCUUUGAUCAGAGCCAAAGCUCGCUGUCCAGUCACCAACAAACCAGUCGACUUUGUCUGCCCAUAUUCUGGUAUUCCAACUCAUGCUUCUGAAGAAGCUUGGAAGGCUGAUACCGAAUAUCAUGCCAAGAAAAAGUAUGAAUUGUUAAAGAAGGUCAACCUUUAUGAACAUGAUUUAAGAUCAGGACGCCAGUUUGAAGAAUUAGCAUUCCCAGGAGAACAAGAACGUGACUUUUUAGUCAAUCUUUCAAAUUGGGAUACCUUUUUCUACACUAGAGAUUUCCCACCCAUGAAUGAUGAAUUCAACUUGGCUGCUUCCACUAAAAUUCUUACAUAUCCAAUGACAAUUGCCUCACUUUUACAUAAGAACUCACCUUACCAACAAGAACCAAAGGGACCAAUUACCUUGGAAGGUCUCAAGUCCCUUUCUGCAUUGAGAUACACCUUAUACCCACCCCAUGCCAAGUCUGCUGAAACCGAUGUUGUUUACAGAGAAAGACCAAUGAGAAUCUUUAUAUUGGGAUCAAGAAUGGAAUCAAUGUUGCCAGGUUACGUAUGGAAACAAUUUGGUUACUUGUUCCCAGGAACCAGAUUUCAAAUUCAUUUAGUCGGUCCUGAAGCAUAUUUCGACAGAGAAACCAAAGCUUUUGCUCCAACCAAUGUCCCUCAAGGUCGGCCAUUAGUUGAAAGAGUUGAUGAUCAAAUUUCAAUCUUCCACCACUCACAAUACUUUCAUGAAUUAUACGACAUGGGUGAUUUAUUCCCAUUUGAUCCAUACUUGGAUGUGUUUUUCUUAUUCCAUCCUGGAUUCCAAACCGCUGACCACAUUCACUGGGAUAAAUCCUUGAAGGGUUUAUUAGAAUCAAAAUGUCCGGUGUUUGUAAGUGGAUACCAUAACGCUGAUAUGGAUAAGGAAAUUGAAUGGUUAAACAAACAUCCUCUUCAUGAAGAAAUGGAUAUUAUGAUGAACAAGACUGAUAACUUAUUUGCUUGUACCAAGUUGGAAUUGGAUGAUGCCCACCCUACCGAAACAUUCAACUUGAACAACAAACUCUUUGGUUUCAGAGGAAAGAGAUACCAUGCUAUUAAGGUUUGAGCAAACAAUAUAUAUAGUCUAUAUUUCUUGUACAUACAAUAGAAACCCCCUCGCCCCC